Molecule: messenger RNA, 887 nt
Organism: Diceros bicornis minor
Lineage: Eukaryota; Metazoa; Chordata; Mammalia; Perissodactyla; Rhinocerotidae
Gene: TMEM35B
Product: transmembrane protein 35B
Exons: 3
Coding region: 19-483 (154 amino acids)
Source: RefSeq, a predicted model, not a curated record
CGGAGGGCCCGCGCGGCCAUGGCGCGCCCGCUCGCCGCCCUGCGCGUCCUGCUGGGCGGCUUCUUCGCGCUCACGGGGGCGGCCAAGCUCUCGGAGCGGAUCUCGGCGCCCGCGUCGGAGCAGAUGAAAGCCCUGUUUGUGCAGUUCGCUGAGGUGUUCCCGUUGAAGGUGUUCGGCUACCAGCCAGAUCCCGUGAGCUACCAAGCGGCUGUGGGCUGGCUGGAACUGCUGGCUGGGUUGCUGCUGGUCCUGGGCCCACCGAUGCUGCAAGAGAUCAGUAACUUGCUUUUGACCCUGCUCAUGAUGGGGGCUCUCUUCACUUUGGCGUCUCUGAAAGAGUCACUGAACACUUGCAUUCCAGCCAUCGUGUGCCUGGGGCUCCUGCUGCUGCUGGAUAUCUGCCAGGUCUUGGUCCAAACUAAGCAGCUGGUCAGACCCACUAGGAAGAAGACUCCAGGUGCAUUCAAGGAAUCCUGGGAGUAGAGUGUCUCUCGCCUCUUCAUGCCAUGUCACGGUCACAGCAGGAACAUGGUGGAAUACACACAGUCUACCACCUUAUUACCAAUAUGUCCAGGGUCGGCCAGUGUUGAAAUAGACGUCUUGUCUGCCUGGCCCUGCUUUCUGUCUCGGACAUUUACUGCUCUUUUUUGAGGGUACGUGUUACACAUACUAGCAUUCCUCGUGUCAUGUGAAAAUAGAAAAUCAGCAGAAAAAUUUAAAUCACCCAAAAUUUUAAUGCCCUCAAGUAACUGCUUUCAGUUCCUUUAUAUAACUGUACCUCUCAAGUUUUUUCUAUGCCUUUAUACAGAUAUUUUUUUUAAUGAAAAUGAGACCAUAUAUACUACUUUAUUACCUGCUUUUUAAACCUAAUAUACAGUAACACCAUU